Molecule: messenger RNA, 602 nt
Organism: Cokeromyces recurvatus
Lineage: Eukaryota; Fungi; Mucoromycota; Mucoromycetes; Mucorales; Mucoraceae
Product: ubiquitin-60S ribosomal protein L40
Exons: 3
Coding region: 127-513 (128 amino acids)
Biological process (GO): modification-dependent protein catabolic process; protein ubiquitination; translation
Cellular component (GO): ribosome; cytoplasm; nucleus
Molecular function (GO): ubiquitin protein ligase binding; structural constituent of ribosome; protein tag activity
Source: RefSeq, a predicted model, not a curated record
GAAUAAAGAAAAAAAGGGGGCAGCAAAGGAUAUUUGGAAUAGGGUUUUGGACUUGAAGGAGACUUUAAACUCUAUUAUGAACAUCGCAAUUGACUAAAUUUAUAAUUUCGUUUAGAAUCGCUUACCAUGCAGAUUUUCGUUAAGACCCUUACUGGCAAGACUAUCACUUUGGAAGUCGAGAGCUCCGACACCAUUGAUAAUGUCAAGCAAAAGAUUCAAGACAAGGAAGGUAUUCCUCCUGAUCAACAACGUCUUAUUUUCGCUGGUAAGCAACUCGAAGAUGGUCGUUCCUUGAGUGACUACAACAUCCAAAAGGAAUCUACUCUCCACUUGGUCCUCCGUCUUCGUGGUGGUAUUAUUGAACCCUCUCUUAAGGCUUUAGCUUCCAAGUAUAACUGUGACAAGAUGAUCUGUCGUAAGUGUUACGCCCGUCUUCCUCCUCGUGCUACUAACUGCCGUAAGAGAAAGUGUGGUCACUCUAACCAACUUCGUCCUAAGAAGAAGCUCAAAUAAAUUAUUCGAGCUUUAUUAUUUUAUUCUUUUUUUUUAUUAAUUUGAAUAAAAUGAUAGAAAAAAAAAUUUUUUUUCUUUAAUAAUGCCAC